This is a messenger RNA of Colletotrichum phormii, 1131 nucleotides long. RefSeq names its product peptidase family M28. Gene Ontology annotation, molecular function: metalloexopeptidase activity. NCBI's taxonomy places the organism in Eukaryota, Fungi, Ascomycota, Sordariomycetes, Glomerellales, Glomerellaceae. Gene Ontology annotation, biological process: proteolysis. The transcript is spliced from 4 exons. The record is from RefSeq and is a predicted model, not a curated record. The coding region runs from base 1 to 1131 and encodes 376 amino acids.
AUGCGCUUCACGCCUCUCCUCGCGGCCCUAGCGGCCUCCUCGGUCACUGGUUCUUUUGUCGAACCCCGUGACCCAAACAAGCUGUUCACGCUGGAGAUUGCUCCAGGCGAGACUGUCACCGUCACGGAGGAAGAGAAAUGGGAGAUGAUGGACAAACGCGUCCACUUCUUCGACAUCACAGAAUGGUCCGAUGUCCCAGCAGUCGCCCCCGCCGCAGACUUCAAGCCCCUCGCUGCUCUCCCCUUCCCUACGGAGAUGAACCAGACGUGCCACGUCAAUGCCCUGAUUCCGAAGCUGAACAAGGACAACAUGCAAGCGCACCUCGAGCGCUUCUCGUCCUUCCACAACCGGUACUACCUCUCGAAGACGGGCGUUGAGUCAGCAGAGUGGCUGUAUGGCCAGAUCAACGCCGUCCUGGAUGUUGCAGGACAUCCCACCGCCAAUAUCCGCUAUGUGCGUCAUACUGCGUGGUCGCAGCCUAGCAUUAUUGUUACGAUUCCCGGGCGCAAUCAGCGGACUGUUGUCUUGGGUGGGCAUCUUGACUCCGUCAUUUCUGGAGAUCGUGGCGCUGGCCGUGCGCCUGGUGCUGAUGACAACGGCUCCGGCUCGGUUAUGAUUCUCGAGGUCCUCCGUGUCCUCCUCUCCGACCCGAAGAUCGCCUCUGGUGAUAUCCUGAACACCCUGGAGUUCCACUGGUACGGCGCCGAAGAGGCCGGUCUGCUCGGAAGCCAGGAUAUCUUCACCCAAUAUCGUGCCUCCAGUCGCCAGGUCGUGUCAAUGUUGCAGCAAGAUAUGGUUGGCUACAUCGGCCGCGACGGUGUCGAGAGGUUUGGCGUCGUUACUGACUGGGUGGACCUUGACCAGGUUGCAUUCAUGAAGCGCAUCAUUGAUACUUACACCGAUAUCCCUUACGAGGAGACUGUCUGCGGAUAUGCCUGCUCCGAUCACGCUUCUGCUAACCGCAAUGGCUAUCCGUCCUCGUUCAUCUUUGAGACGCCUUUCGGCAACCAUAACCCUUAUAUCCACAGUCCGAAUGACACGAUGGAGUACGUCUCAUUCGAUCACGUUUUGCAGCACGCAAAGAUGGCGACCGGAUACAUGUACGAAUUGGCAUAUUGGCCUUUCGCCUAA